AUGGAAGCGAACCCGGAGUCCAUUGCGGGGAUCCCCCCUACCGUCCGCGAUAUCGACAACAAGUCCAACCCAGACGAGACCCCUCAACACGCCUCUGUACCAUCCCUCCGCCCGACCAAAGACACGACUGCUAAGAUUUCUGCCUCUUCGACACAUUUGGGCCAGAUAAAUGCUGCUCGACGAGGGGCAGGGCCAGGUGCUCCUUCCCGCCCACAAGCAUCAAUGAGCGGCGCGCAGGCCGGUGGUUUGAAUCAGGAUAUCUUGGCCAAGAUGAAAGCUUUUUCUCUUUCACGACAGGGUGCUCCUCCAUCCCUGCCGCACAUUGCCUCUACUGGGCAAAUUCCCAGGGCUCCGGUAUCUCCACCGACGCCCGGUACCCCCGGCACAACCUCCACACAGUCUACUAGCCCUGUACCCCAAUUAGGGGGUGCAUUGUCAGGAGGACGAUUGCCUCCGGCUCGCCCGAACAACAAACAAAACUGGUCUUCUCCCACAGUACCCUCAGCACCCUCGCCCGUGCCUAGUUCUAACUCUCCCCGACCCGGUGGUUUAGCCGCGAAGCGAAUGAAGCCCGGGUUGAAAUUGUCUGAUGCCGCAGGCCCCAAUGGAGGGCCCCCGGGCACUCCAGCUGCUGGCAACCCAGCAGGGAGUGGAGAGUCUGCAUUCAGCAAAUAUUCCGAGUUCAUCGACACCAAGGCAGGGACACUCAAUUUCAAGAACAAAGCUCUCAUCCACGGUCAUGGUAUUGAGUUUUCGUCAGGGCAUAGUUUCAGCAUUUCAUUAGAUGAGGUCGACCGUCUCGAUGAACUUGGAAAGGGGAAUUACGGCACCGUCUAUCAAGUUCGACACAGUCGGCCACAUGUGCGAAAACCUGGUAUGGGAUUAAGGGGCAUCAUUAGUCGCCCAGCGGGCCCGGAGGAUUCGAAUGCGGAUGCUACGCCCGUAAUAACUAAACAUGAUAACUUGUCGGGAGUAAUUAUGGCGAUGAAAGAGAUCCGUCUGGAAUUGGAUGAAAGUAAAUUCGCCCAGAUCAUCAUGGAAUUGGAUAUUCUCCACCGCUGUGUCUCACCCUUCAUCAUCGACUUUUACGGCGCGUUCUUCCAAGAAGGGGCUGUUUACAUGUGUGUUGAAUACAUGGACGGUGGCUCAAUCGACAAGAUUUACAAGGAGGGUGUGCCGGAGAACAUUCUUCGCAAAGUUGCCCUGUCCACUAUCAUGGGAUUGAAAACCCUCAAAGAUGAUCACAACAUCAUCCAUCGGGACGUGAAGCCCACCAAUAUCCUCGUCAACACCCACGGUCAAAUCAAGAUUUGUGAUUUUGGCGUCAGCGGUAACCUGGUUGCUAGCAUUGCCAAGACUAACAUUGGGUGCCAGAGCUAUAUGGCUCCCGAACGAAUUGCUGGUGGUGGCGUGCAGCAAUCCGGAUCGACCAGUGGUGGAACCUACAGUGUUCAGAGCGACAUCUGGAGUUUGGGGUUGUCGAUCAUCGAAUGUGCCCUUGGUCGAUAUCCGUACCCCCCUGAAACUUUCAACAACAUUUUCAGCCAGUUGCACGCAAUCGUUCAUGGAGACGCUCCAACACUUCCAGAUACCGGAUACUCCGAUGAAGCACAUGCGUUUAUCCGUGCAUGUCUCGACAAGAACCCUAACAAUCGCCCUUCAUACUCCACGCUUAUCAGACAUCCUUGGCUGUCACCCCUCAUGCAACCUCCUUCAGAGUCGGAGUCCACUGAAGCUUCCGAUGAACAGGCAUCUUCCGUCACUGAAGACAAAGAAGUUGCGGACUGGGUCAAGGAAAAGUUAGAACGUCGCCGACUUGGCCUUUUGGGAGAUGGGGACAAGCCAGCGCUACAUGCUGUUGCUUUAGACGCAGUCCCUGGGAGCCCUCUCUUGGAUGACCCGGCUGCGAUCUUGCAAGGUUGA
Molecule: messenger RNA, 1923 nt
Organism: Aspergillus wentii DTO 134E9
Lineage: Eukaryota; Fungi; Ascomycota; Eurotiomycetes; Eurotiales; Aspergillaceae
Gene: pbs2
Product: mitogen-activated protein kinase kinase PBS2
Exons: 2
Coding region: 1-1923 (640 amino acids)
Biological process (GO): cellular hyperosmotic response; MAPK cascade; protein phosphorylation
Molecular function (GO): ATP binding; MAP kinase kinase activity
Source: RefSeq, a predicted model, not a curated record